Messenger RNA from Penicillium paradoxum, 294 nucleotides. RefSeq lists its product as uncharacterized. Lineage: Eukaryota; Fungi; Ascomycota; Eurotiomycetes; Eurotiales; Aspergillaceae. Bases 1 to 294 code for a protein of 97 amino acids. The transcript has 2 exons. The record is from RefSeq and is a predicted model, not a curated record.
AUGUUCAAGACCAUCGAGGAUGCGUUGGUGAUAGCUAAGGCCUGCCUUGCAUAUCGACUAAAGCGUCAUUGGAAAGUGGAGUAUCGAAAGGCAACCGAGAGGAGCACAGAAGACGACAUGUCGACUGGGCUCCAAAAGUCCUGCGCAGCAGUCUAUGCGCCCUUCUCUUUCGGCCGCAAGUUGUCCAGGUGCGAGGGUGCAGCGAAUCCGAGGACGGGUCACGGCGCACAGGGUGCUGUGCGGCACAGGGUGCUGUGCGGCACAGGGUGCUGUGCGGCACAGGAGACCCGCUAG